Messenger RNA from Equus caballus (horse), 10710 nucleotides. RefSeq names its product tetratricopeptide repeat and ankyrin repeat containing 1 (gene TRANK1). Gene Ontology annotation, molecular function: protein binding. The record is from RefSeq and is a predicted model, not a curated record. Lineage: Eukaryota; Metazoa; Chordata; Mammalia; Perissodactyla; Equidae.
AACACCCCCUCCCACCCAGCGGCGACGUGCACGUGACACUUUUCGGGCUUUCGCAACUACGUGGAAACUUGGAAUAGGUCUGCGGCUGCACACAGCCGGGACCCGGGGUCCCCUCGCCCCCGCCCCUGCUCGUCACGGCCCGGGAGCCGAGCCACCGCGAGCAGGGGACCCCGCGCCGCCCCUGCCCAGGGCCGCGGCUUUCGAGCUUCCGCACUGCCCGCCGCGCCCUGUCCCCCGUGAAGCGGCUGCCGAGGCGGCGGCGGCAGCGGUCCCUCCGGCCCCGGCCAUGUGGGACCCGCGGGCAAUGAGGAUGGACCCGAGAGCUUACGCUGAGCUGUUGAAAGUGUCCGGCAACCAGGUUCUUAAGAACGGGAAAUUCUCUUUGGCCAUCAAAAAGUACGACGAAGCCAUCCACAUUCUCCUGCAGUUAUGCCACUGGGGGGUUCCCCCCAGGGAUGUGGCUGUCCUGCUGUGCAACAAAUCCAAAGCGUUUUACUGUCUUGGGAAAUGGAAUGAGUCGUUUAUGGCUGCCGAGGCGUGUCUUGAGUGGGAUCAAACCUACGUGAAGGGCUACUACCGAGCUGGGUAUUCCUUGCUGCGGUUGCUCCAGCCUUAUGAAGCCGCUCGCAUGUUUUUUAAGGGUCUGCAGCUUCUGCAGGGCAACCAAGACCAGAUCCAGGUUGCUGACUUCCUUGUGGGAAUCUUCAACACCACGGACAAUGACCCCAUUGUUUUGCAAAGUUUCUUGCCCUACUUUGACCAUAUUUUCACUACUGGAUUCUCAGCAGAAGUAUGGCAAUCUGUAAUAGAAAAGUUGGCAAAGAAAGGCUUGUGGCACUCAUUUCUACUUCUGUCAGUGAAAAAAGACCGACUACCCAGAAAUAUCCAUGUCCCAGAGUUAUCCCUGAAAAGUCUCUUUGAGAAAUAUGUCUUCAUUGGACUUUAUGAGAAGAUGGAACAGGUGCCUCAGUUAGUCCAGUGGCUCAUCUCCAUUGGUGCAAAUAUUGAGACUAUAGGCCCGUAUCCGCUUCAUGCCCUCAUGCAACUCUGUAUCCAAGCGAGGGAAAACCAUCUUUUCAAGUGGUUAAUGGACCACAAGCCUGAGUGGAAAGGCCGCAUCAACCAGAAGGAUGCAGAUGGCUGCACCGUCCUGCAUCUUGUCGCAGCCCACUCCCACUCCCCAGGAUACCCCAUGAGGCGACAAACAGAGGAUGUGCAGAUGCUCCUGUGCUUUGGGGCAGACCCAACCCUGCUGGACCGACAGUCCCGGUCCGCAGUGGAUGUUCUGAAGAGGAAUAAGAACUUCAAAGCUGUCAAUGAAAUCAACAUUCACUUGAAAAAGCUGGCUGCAUCUUCUAAGGACCUCUCAGGCCUGAGCAAUGGUGAUGCACCCGCUAGUGAGAGUGACACUUUCCGGAAGACCUCUGAGCAGCUGGUGAAGUACAUGAACUCAGGAAACCGGUCAUUGCAUAAAAACCUUCUGAAGCAAGAAGUAGUUCAGAGGUUCUUGCGCCUCCUUUCUUCUCUGCAAGAAAUUCCUCCUGACCUGGUCUGUGACAUUAAUCGCGACUGUGCCAACACCUUCAUCAAGUUUUUACUGGAAAAACAGAAAUGGCCCGAAGUGCUUCUGCUGCUGACCCGCAAAGUCAGUGGGGAGCCGCCGCUCGGAGACGGCCUCAUCAAAGAGUGCGACCUCUCGGCCCUCGACCUCUGUGCCAUCAUCCCCCAGCUCAGCACCUGGGACCAGCGGAGGACACAGCUCCUGGGCUGCCUGAUAGAUGGUGGAGCCUUGCCCGAGGGUCUCCAGGACAGCCGGGAGAAGCCGCUGGUCAUGUGCCUGAAACGUGAGGACUUCGAGUUGGCUUUUCUUCUCUUGACCAAGGGUGCAGACCCCCGCAAUAUUUCUAUCACGGAAGGCGAUACUCCUUUGCAUGCAGCACUCCACAUCUUUUUAGAUACCAAAUCUGACAUUGGUUUUAGCUUCCUCAGCCACCUGUUGGAUCUAUUCUUGUCCAACCCCACUGAAUUUCACUACCUCAAUCCCAACACCCAGGACGGUAAUGGGAACACGCUGAUGCACAUCCUCUUCCAGAAGGGCAUGAUGAAGCGCAUGAACAAGCUGAUAGAUCUGCUGGUGAAGUUUGACAUCAACUUCAACCUGAAGAACAAAGAAGGCAAAGACGCACGGCACCGGAUUAAGAAGAAUGAUGCUCUGCUCUUGGCCUGGAACAAAGCCCUGACGGAGAGCAGGCGGAAGAGCCGGCAGGACUCUGCUGCCCACUCGAAGCUCCUGAAGUCGGCUGCCCCUGGUCAUGCGUCUCACCUCAAGUCCCAGGUUUCAUCCAAGUCUCCACCAUGCAGUGUCACCAGAACCCUGCCCGAAGGAACCGUGGUUCCUGACAGCUGGGAGACUCCUGUGGAUGCUCAGGUGAUGAGGCAGGGGCCUGGAGCUGGCAGGCCCUGCUCUCUGAGAGACCGCCUUGUGCAGAACAUCACAGUUUUGAUUCAGCAGGUUGAAUUGGAUACGUCCCUCCCAGAGGACUGUCCUCAGGUCUCUAAGCCUCCAGAGACAGGAGCUGGCACAGACGUGAAGAAAGACAAGCUCCAACGAGCCCUGGGGCCAGGGGGCUCUGACUGUAGUGGGAACAACCCUGCCCCCCAUAGAGCAGGAGAAGGGCAUGCUCAGGCAGGCCUUGGGGCCUCGCAGCUCAUUCCUGCUGGUCACAGAAGGAAGGAGGGUGGCGAAGAUCAGGACGACUGGAGUGUGCAGGAGAUUGAGGCCUGCCUCCAGGACUUUGAGAACAUGACGUGGGAGAUUGAGUGUACUUCUGAGAUGCUGAAGAAGCUGUCCAGUAAGGUAAUGUCCAAGGUCAUGAAGAAGAAAAUCAUCCUAGCCAUCCAGCAGCUGGGGAACGGUGAGUGGACCCAGGGCCUGCAGAAGCGGCUGAAGCACCUGAAAGGAAGCAUCCAGCUCUUUGAGGCCAAGCUGGACAAAGGAGCCCGGAUGCUGUGGGAGCUCGCCAUUGACUUCUCCCCUCGAUGCAGUGAGAACCCAGAGAAGAUCAUCGCCACAGAGCGGAACUCGCACUCUGUGGAGAAGUCAGGGCGCGUCUACACAGAAAUCAUCCGGAUCUGGGACAUAGUUUUAGAUCACUGCAAACUGUCGGACUCCAUCAGGGCCAUCUGCAAUGCCUACAACCGUGGCUUGUCUUGCAUCCUGCGGAAGAAGCUGAAGGGUAUCAAUAAAGGCCACGUGGUAGCCAACAUGAAAAUCCAAAAUCGGAUACCCCGCUGCUAUGUGGAGGACACAGAGGCCGAGAAAAGCAGGGAGCACGUGAACCCCGAGUACUUCCCUCCAGCCAGCGCAGUGGAGACAGAGUACAACAUCAUGAAGUUCCACAGCUUCAGCACCAACAUGGCCUUCAACAUCCUCAAUGAAAUGACAGCAACGGUGGAGUACCCCUUCCGGGUGGGCGAGCGCGAGUAUGCUGUGAUCAACAUUAACCCCAGGCCACUGGAGCCCAUCAUCCUCAUUGGGCGGAGCGGCACUGGGAAGACAACUUGCUGCUUGUACAGGCUGUGGAAGAAAUUCCAUGUUUACUGGGAAAAAGCCGAGCAGGCAGGAAGCCCGCUGUUGGCCAAACAGAUCUGGCUGAAGAGAAGGUUGGAAGUGGAACCCGAAAAGGAGGGUCCAGGUGGGGAGGAAGAGGAAGAAGAGGAGGAGGAGGAGGACGAUGACGAGGAACAGGAAGGGUCCACUGAAGUGGAAACAGUGGAGAGCAUAGAUGAGGAGCAGGAGAGUGACGCCUGUGUGGGGGGAGCCAGUGGGGAGCCAGGAGGGUCUGGCCAAGCAGCAGAAGUAUGCACCUCAGAACAUCCUCACCAGCUGGAGCAUUUACAUCAGAUCUUCGUGACCAAGAACCACGUCCUGUGCCAGGAGGUGCAGAGGAAUUUCAUUGAACUUUCCAAGUCUACCAAGGCCACCAGUCACUACAAACCGUUGGAACCCAACGUUCACAAACUCCAGGACCUGAGGGACGAGAACUUUCCUUUGUUUGUCACUUCCAAGCAGCUGCUCCUCUUGCUUGAUGCUUCUAUGCCCAAUCCAUUUUUUCUGAGAAAUGAAGACGGCAGUUUGAAAAGAACCAUCGUAGGAUGGUCCACGCAGGAAGAGUUGACCAUCCCCAACUGGCAGGAGGAUGAGGAGGAGGCUGAGGUGGAUGGGGACUACAGCGAAGAGGAUAAAGCUGUGGAAACACGUCUCUGUGAGAGUGACCCCCGGGUGUACGUGACAUUUGAGGUGUUCACUAAUGAAAUAUGGCCCAAAAUGAUCAAAGGGAAAACCUCCUACAACCCUGCCCUGAUUUGGAAAGAAAUAAAAUCUUUUCUGAAGGGGUCUUUUGAGGCCCUCAGCUCCCCCCAGGGGAGACUCACAGAAGAAGAGUAUAAGAAAUUAGGGAAGAAGCGGUCCCCUAAUUUCAAGGAAGACCGAAGUGAGAUCUACAGUCUCUUUUGCCUGUAUCAGCAGAUCAGGUCUCAGAAAGGUUAUUUUGAUGAAGAGGAUGUUCUGUACAACCUGUCCCGGAGGCUGUCAAAGCUCAGGGUGCUUCCGUGGUCCAUCCAUGAGCUGUAUGGUGAUGAGAUUCAGGACUUCACUCAAGCGGAGCUAGCACUGCUGAUGAAAUGCAUCAAUGACCCCAAUGCCAUGUUCCUCACUGGGGACACAGCCCAGAGCAUCAUGAAGGGCGUGGCCUUCCGCUUCAGUGAUUUGCGCUCUCUGUUCCACUAUGCCAGCAAAAACACCGUAGACAAGCAGUAUGCCGUCCGGAAGCCCAAGAAGAUCCAUCAACUGUACCAGAAUUACAGGUCCCAUUCAGGAAUCCUCAAUCUGGCGUCUGGAGUGGUAGAUUUACUUCAGUUCUAUUUCCCAGAAUCUUUUGAUCGCCUUCCAAGAGAUUCUGGCCUCUUUGAUGGUCCCAAACCAACUGUCCUAGAGUCUUGUAGUGUAAGCGACUUGGCAAUUUUGCUUCGAGGGAACAAAAGGAAAACCCAGCCCAUUGAAUUUGGAGCCCACCAGGUAAUUCUUGUAGCCAAUGAAAUGGCAAAGGAGAAAAUUCCAGAAGAACUGGGGUUAGCACUUGUGCUAACAGUUUAUGAAGCCAAAGGCUUAGAAUUUGAUGAUGUCCUUCUUUACAACUUUUUUACUGAUUCUGAGGCUUACAAGGAAUGGAAGAUCAUCUCCUCAUUUACACCUUCAUCAUCUGACUCCAGAAAGGAAAACCAGCCACUGAUGGAAGUCCCCCUGGAGAAACCCAGCUCCUCUCAGGGCCGGUCUCUCAUGGUGAAUCUGGAAAUGUACAAGCUCCUCAAUGGCGAGCUGAAGCAGCUGUACACGGCCAUCACGCGGGCUCGGGUCAACCUCUGGAUCUUCGACGAAAACCCCGAGAAGCGGGCUCCUGCUUUCAAAUAUUUCAUUCGAAGAGAUUUUGUCGACGUUGUGAAGACAGAUGAAAAUAAAGACUUGGAUGAUAGCAUGUUUGUUAAGACCUCAACCCCUAAGGAGUGGAUCGCACAAGGAGAUUACUAUGCUAAACACCAGUGCUGGAAGGUUGCAGCCAAGUGUUACCAAAAAGGAGGUGCGUUUGAGAAAGAGAAGCUGGCGCUGGCCCACGACACCGCCCUGAACAUGAAAUCCAAGAAAGUCAGCCCCAGGGAAAAGCAGGUGGAGUAUUUGGAACUGGCGAAGACCUAUUUGGAGUGCAAAGAACCAAAGCUGUCCCUUAAGUGUCUGAGCUACGCCAAGGAGUUCCAGCUCUGCGCCCAGCUGAGCGAGAGGCUGGGAAAGAUAAAAGAUGCCGCCUAUUUCUAUAAGCGAAGCCAGUGCUACAAAGAAGCUUUCAGAUGCUUUGAGCAGAUUCAGGAAUUUGAUCUAGCACUCAAAAUGUACUGCCAAGAGGAGCUUUUUGAAGAAGCUGCUAUUGCAGUGGAAAAGUACGAAGAAAUGGUAAAGGCCAAGAGCCUUCCCAUAUCCAAGCUCUCCUAUUCUGCCAGUCAGUUAUACUUGGAGGCUGCAGCAAAGUACCUGAGUGCAAAUAAGAUCAAGGAGAUGAUGGUCGUCCUCUCGAAGCUGGACAUAGAAGACCAGCUGGUCUUCCUGAAGUCUCGGAAACGGCUAGCAGAAGCUGCAGAUCUGCUGAAGAGGGAAGGUCGCAGAGAAGAGGCUGCCUUGCUGAUGAAGCAACAUGGCUACCUCUUGGAGGCUGCCAGGCUCACUGCCGACAAGGACUUCCAGGCCUCGUGUCUGCUGGAGGCUGCCCGCCUCAAUGUGGCCAGUGGUUCAGACAUAGAAAAUACCAAGGCCAUUCUGAGAGAAGCCGUUGAUCUCUACCAUCAAACCAGUCAGUUGUCUGGGAUUGCUGAGGCCUUUUUCCUGCAGGGGGUAAUCCUGAAAGACUUUCAGAAGCUCAAGGACGCCUUCUUCAAGUUUCACAAACUCAACCACUCGGCUGGAGUAGUGGAAGCACUCUAUGAAGCCACCUAUCUGUGUGAGGCCGAGCCUGAGAAGGUCCUGGCCCUGGCUCCAGGGGGCUUGGAAGUCCUCCUCGAUCUGGUCAGGGCCCUUAAAAAAGUGACCAACAAUGCGGAAAAGGAAAUGGUCAAGUCUUGUUUUGAGUUUUUUGGGAUUUCUCAGGUGGAUGCCGAGUAUUGUCAGAUGGCUCAGAAUGACCCUGGACCCAUAUUAAAAAUAAUUUUUGACCUGGAUUCAAACUUGAAAGAGAAGAAAACAAAAGACCAUUUCUUGAUAAUGACUGAGCAAGUAAAAUUAGCCCUAAAGAAACACCUUCUGAGCAGGCUGUGUCAGGUCACACGGAGCCUGCUUGGGAGGACCUACCCCGGGGUCUGCAUGAAGUUUAUUGUAGGCUUAAAAUGCGAGAAUGAAAACUGUGAAGAUUUCCACAGGCCUUUGCGGCGUUGUGAGGCCAAGUAUUUGGUUCAGUCAAAAAUGCAGCUGGUGGCAAUCAAUGGACUGCUUUUGGAAGCCAAAAAGGUAUUCCCUAAAAUUUUAGCUCAAGAACUUGAAGAAAUUGAUUAUAUUUUAUCUACAGAUACGUAUGGCCUUUGCAAAUCCUUUCUGAAUGUCCUCUUCCCUAAGCAUUUCCAUCAGAGAGUGUUGUCAGAAAACAUCAUGGCAUGCAAAGAAAUCCUCAAACCAAAUUACAAAUUCUUCCGAUCCUACAAGUUUGCUCUAAAAGAGUACAUCCAUUUUCUGUUUCAAAACGCAAGUGUACGAAGCCGCCGGGAGUCUACAGACCUGUGGCUGAGCGCCAUGCAGGCUUUCCUUCUCUCUUCGAACUACCCGGAGGACUUUGAAAAGCUGCUCCACCAAGAGGAGGACAACUACAACAGGGAGCUCAAAGCUCUAGAGUCUGAAAAAGAGGAAAGGGGCAGGGGACGAGGCAGCAGGAUGAAAGGAAUAGAAGGGAAAUUCGGCAUGCUGGCGCCCAACAAGGACGAUGAAAGUGCCGAGAAGACCCACCUGUGCUUCAUCCGGCUGCUGGAGAAUUGCAUCGACCAGCUCUAUGUGUACAGGAACCCAGAAGACUGCAAGAGGCUCUUUUUCCGUUUCAUGAACGUCCUUGUUAAGAGGUGCAAGGAGCCACUCAUCCCCAGCAUCGGAAACACAGUGGCCCUGUUGGAGUUCCAGUUCAUUCACUGCGGGGCGGUCCUGGCCUGCCUCUGGAAGAAUACCAUCCUGUGCCUCCCCAAGAGCUACAUUGCACUCUUACACUACUGGGAGUUCCUGUUCAGCAAGGACAAAGAGCUCGGGGACGUGUUCUCCAUCAUCCAGGGAUACAAACCUAAGGACGUGAUAAGAGCCAUUCAGAAUUUCCGGUACCACCUCUCCUACCUCGUCAAGGUGCUAUGCGGUGAUGAGAAUGAGAACUUCAAUGUUCUGCUCGAUGCCUUUAGUGACAUAGACUAUGUAGUCUCUGGUGAGGCAGAGCGGACCCUGGUGCUGUGCUUGGUGAUGCUGGUCAAUGCCAAGGAGGUUCUGCAGCCAAACUGCAAGACUCUUCUGUACCACCACUUCCAGGAGAUCGAGAGGAAGCUGAAGCUGAUGAGUGUGGACAGCCCACACCAGGUGCCUGAGAGGCUCCUGAAAGUGGUGAAGCGGGUGUUGAUGGCGGUCGAUGAUAAGUCUGUGGCUGAGGCGCUGCAGGACCUGCUCCUUGAGCGGGAUGAAGAGUACUUGAUGGACUGCUACUGGCGGUGGGACAGCAUGCACACCAAAGGGGUUGUGAUCCGUGGCCUCUAUCAUGAGGAGGUCAAAUUAAACCGCCUGCUCUAUGUGGACCCCGUGCACUACUUUGCUGAACCACAGUCUGAGUUUGGUCAGAAUGAGACGAACGAGCUGGUAUCAGAAGACCAAGAUCACCUCCUCACUGCCAUCCUUUCCAAGAAGCAGUGGAAGGCUUCCAUCCAGCGGAAGUUGCGAAGAGUGUGCCUGGUGGUGUCCCUGUGCAUCAGCUGGAGAAGGGCGAGUGCCCAGAAGAAGCACUUCAGGGAGGAGACUGGGGAGCCCAGGGCCGGCAACUUCAAAAAGGCCGACGUUGACAGGACCCAGUGUGACCUGUGCGGAGUGAAGUUCACCUGCUGUCCUGAGAACUAUUUCGCUCCCGAUAAAGCAUUUGAGGGAGCGCCUUCAGAGGCUGUGGCCCUUUCCAGGGCUGAGCUGGAAGACAAGGAGUAUUGGGAGAGGAACAGUGAGUCUUAUGAGCAGCAUAUCCACCUAGAAGGCCAUCAGAGGCAGCAAGUGGCUUACCAGAAAUACUCUGAAUUUUUCCGGGAGAAGGUGGAGCCAGCCAUUGAGGAAGGCAAGCUGGUGGUGCAGGACAUUGAGCAGAGCAUGUGGGUCUCCAGUCACCUGGGCUCCAAAGAGCACAGCCACAUGCUGCAGAGGAAGGUCCAGGAGAGCAUCGAGAAGGUUUUGGAUAUGGUGGAGGACCUCUACAGACGCAAGGCCUGGGCUGGAGCGGAGGAAGUCAUGACUCAGCAGGUCGACGUUCUGACCCCGUCAGUCAGAAAGGCGCAGGAGUGGCUGAGGAAAACAGAGCUCCACUUGAAGCAGGAAGGUGUUGUUCAGGAAGAUGAUUAUGAAAAUGAAGUUGAAGACUUUGGCGAGCUCCGUCCCAGAAGCCGUCAGCGGAAGUGUGGAAAGCGGAGAAAAUACUAACGUUCACACAGCUGCUGCCUUCUAAACCUUCAGAACAUUCCAUCUUGACUUAGAAUUCUGUGUGCUGAGGCGGAAGAGAAAAAGAAUGUUAAUUAGCAUAAAAUAGGAAGGGAGUCCCACAAACCUUUGCUUUUUGUUCCUAUUUCUCUUUCAGUGGUGGUUUAGGGUCUUAUUGCUCCCUUACCUGCAGGGAUCUCUUAAGUGCUUUCCAAGUUCAAGUCUAGCAGUAUCAGUUCCCCCUAAAGCUUGUUCAGAUGGGAGAAGUCAUAGCUGAAGGGAACCUUGGGACUCCCCACCCCAAGGCCCCGGGUUCUCUGGCUCGUCACCGUCGUGACAUGAGUCAGUAAAAGGGAAACCCCCCGCCUCAGAGCUGCUGCUAGCCUGGGUCGGGAAGCCCUCUGUUGAGUCCCUCAUCUCCUUUCAUGUGGCUGUGACCUCAAGUAGUACAAGAGCUGUGUGUGCCCAGGGCCCAUGUGGGCCCUACUGCUGGCCACCCCUGACCCAGGCCACACUCUGGUCAUCUCUGAGCCUACUUGUAGUAUGGUUCCUUCCAUUGUAUAUUUUAGCCUUUUCUCUCUGUGGCAAUUUUCUGCCCUUCUUGCCACCAAUUUUUUUGUGACCAUUCUCAGCUAUCUGUGCGAGUCAUAGUUAGAUUACCUCAGAAUGUAGUCAAGAAUUUCCCCAGUGUCUAGCCUCAGGACCUUCCCCCAAGAAGGAGAGGCUGGGGAAUGUUGCUGGAGGUUCUCAGCCUGCCUCUCCACGGUGGUCCUAACUCCACCUUGGGUACGGUGCCGACAUUCCAAAAGGUGUUUUGUGUGUAGCCCUGUAUGUCUAGUUUUCUUGCUUCUCCCUGGCAAGUUUGCCGUCCUAGCUUAGGUUGACAUUCUGAUGAGCUUCCUCCUGCUGAGCUCACCACGGUGGGACAGUGACCUGCAGAGUUGCAGGUUAGGGACAAGUGGACAGAGGAGGAAGCCAGCUUUACAGUGCCAAUCCAUAGGGAUUUGGCUGUGAAUCACUGCCCUGUGGCUGGUAGACCCUGAAAGUGGAGGGACUUGGGCCUGUUUGCAGGAGCCCAUUGCUCCCCCACCUCCCGGGGCCAGUGGCCAUCAGUAUGGUCCCAUUAGGGAAACUUUCAUGCCUCGUGGUUACUCCCCACCCUUUCCCCACCCCUCAGCUCAGCCUGGUGCAGAAGGUCAGGUUCACGUUGGUCCUUCAUUGUUGUGUCAUCACAACAGAAUCAGCUUUCUCCCCAUGUUGCCACUGCUUUUGCCGCUGGUUGUUUUCUCUUUGUUGUCUUUCUAAAUGAUUCUAUUUCCUUGAAACGUUUAUGCUUCUAAUUUUUAUUAGGUUAUGUUUCUAAUUUUUAUUCCAAGUGUUUUUUACAAACUUGCCAGAAAAAGAAAAAAAAAAACCCCAAUCAAAUCUUGCUGUAUUAUCACAUUUUUUAUAAAGUUAAGUCAUUUCUCUUGCCUAGA